AUGAACAAGAUUAUCCCACCUCCUUGCUACAGAAACUCUGUACUUGUUUUCCACAGUCAGGGUGUCUUGUGGACUUCUUAUAUGGAGUUUCCGGAGCUCAGAGAAGGGGGGACACGGUGUGGGGAUUGGGAUUGGGGUAGGAGGGUCCCAAAGGCAUCUGGUUCUCCACCAGUGCCGGUUAUGCAUUCUCCACCUCGUCCUGUGACCGUUAAGGAUCAGCAGGAUUGGAAGAUUCCACCAUGUAUUUCAAACUGGAAGAACCCUAAGGGGUAUACAAUACCUCUUGACAAACGUCUGGCUGCCGAUGGUCGGGGGCUUCAGGAUGUUCAAAUUAAUGACAAUUUUGCUAAAUUGUCAGAGGCCUUGUAUGUUGCCGAGCAGAAGGCAAGAGAGGCUGUUGCAAUGAGGUCAAAGGUUCAGAAAGAGAUGAUGAUGAAAGAGAAGGAGAAGAAAGAGAUGGAGCUGCGGGAGUUGGCCAGGAAGGCGAGAUCAGAGAGAACUGGUGUUGCUCCUGCUGCUGCAGCGCAAAUGCCUACUGAGAGGGGUGCGAUCAACAGUGAUGAGAUGAGUGUUGAUUAUGAGCGUGUGAGAGAUGCCCCCAAGGAGACAAAGGAGGAAAGGGAGGAGAGGUUGCAGAGGGAGAAAAUCCGUGAGGAGAGGCGUCGUGAGAGGGAAAGGGAGAGAAGGCUGGAGGCGAAAGAUGCUGCAAUGGGGAAGAAGAGCAAAAUUACUAGGGAUAGAGAUCGUGAUAUCAGUGAGAAAGUCGCUCUUGGAAUGGCCUCCGCUGGAGCUGGGAGAGGGGGUGAAGUUAUGUAUGACCAGAGAUUGUUCAACCAGGAGAAAGGGAUGGACUCUGGUUUUGCCACCGAUGAUGCUUACAACUUAUACGAUAAGGGCCUAUUUACUGCUCAAUCUACUAUGAAUACUCUGUACAGACCAAAGAAGGAUGCAGAUGACGAGAUGUAUGGAGGUGCGGAUGAACAGCUGGACAAGUUAAUGAAAACUGAUCGUUUUAAGCCUGACAAGGCAUUUACAGGAACAUCUGAAAGAACUGGCCAAAGAGAUAGGCCAGUUGAGUUUGAAAGAGAGGCUGAAGAAGCUGAUCCGUUUGGUUUGGAUCAGUUUUUGACGGAGGUGAAGAAAGGGAAGAAGGCCAUGGAGAAAGUUGGUACUGGAGGAACCCUGAAGGCUGGUGCGGGCUCGAUGCGUGAUGGUUUUGAAACAUCUGGUAGAUCACGCAUUAAUUUUGAGAAGGGCCGGUAAAUGUGUUGAGAAUUGGCAGAAGAAAGGUCCUUUGUUGGUUCUGCCGGUGUCAUUUUAGUCCCAUGUUAUGGCUACUGUUUCCAGUGUAUGAUGUGUUGUGUUAGCUUGGAUUUUAUUCUCAUAUUAGCUGUCUUAAAAUUCUGUGAUCUCUUAAUAUAAUUGCGCUACUUGGGGUUCAUGUUCAAUUUGUGGAGAAGAUGGUAGACAGACCGUACAUUCUGCUUUGCUGUUCCUCAUGUUUUGAUAUCAGUGUCUUAUUAGCAUUUCUUUAAUUA
This is a messenger RNA of Olea europaea var. sylvestris, 1538 nucleotides long. Its product is annotated as SNW/SKI-interacting protein A-like. The coding region runs from base 1 to 1263 and encodes 420 amino acids. Lineage: Eukaryota; Viridiplantae; Streptophyta; Magnoliopsida; Lamiales; Oleaceae. The record is from RefSeq and is a predicted model, not a curated record. The transcript is spliced from 2 exons. Gene Ontology annotation, biological process: mRNA splicing, via spliceosome. Gene Ontology annotation, cellular component: spliceosomal complex.